AUGAAUGCAUCCACGGUGGUGUGCAAUUACAGCACAGGAAGUGUGCUAAGAGCAGCCAUUCCACACGCCAUUAAAGUUAAUAAGGGCCAGGAGUCGGGUUGCACUGGGCUCUCCCAGGCCAUUAAUAAACUACAGUGGGUGCCAGAGCCGCUCAACACUCAGGCUUCAUACAUGAGCUGCUUGUGCCAGGUGCACCUAGGACGUGAUCUUCCCAGAUGUCCUUCACUCCGGCGCCGGGACACCACGGACCCUGGGUGCAUCCACAGCGGAGGAUACGAGCCAGGCCCUGGGCGACGACUUCUCCCCACUCCGGUCUUCGAGAUCUCCACACGGAACCGCUUCGCUCCCCUCCGCAAGACAGGACGCGACGCUGUGAUCAUCAGAGACUCCAUCGUCCGACACGUCCGUGCUACGUUAGCCGAAGGUAAAGUGCACACUCAUUGUUUCCCUGGUGCUCGUGUUCUCGAUGUUUCUGCGCAGAUACCCGCGAUCCUGAAGGCCGACGAGAGCCCCAGAGCAGUCGUGCUUCACGCCGGGGUUAACGACACCACGCUGCGGCAGACGGAGACGCUGAAGUGGGACUUCAGGAGCCUGAUCGAGACGGUUCGCAGCACGAUGCCCGCGGCGACGAUCAUCGUGUCAGAACCACUGCCCACGUAUCGACGAGGACACGAAAAGUUCACUAGACUUUUUGCUUUAAAUGAAUGGUUGUUGUCAAGGUGUAAAGAACAGAAACUGCUAUUUGUUAAUAACUGGAAUCUUUUCUGGGAGCGUCCUAGGCUGUUUCGCGCUGAUGGAUUACACCCCAGCAGAAUCGGAGCGGAGCUGCUCUCUGACAACAUCUCCAGGACACUUCGCUCCAUGUGACUAGAUUUACAUCCCGUGGUAACUAGGAUUUACACAAGCUCCAGUCUGGACCCAGAACACCGGAGAAGAGAUGAUGCUGACCCUCAGAGGACCUAAGAUGAUGCUAACCCUGAAUCAACAACAGAACUAACAAAUAUUGCUACAAGUGUGACUGCAUCAUAUAAUAAUU
Messenger RNA from Carassius carassius (crucian carp), 1036 nucleotides. RefSeq lists its product as uncharacterized. Bases 1 to 867 code for a protein of 288 amino acids. The record is from RefSeq and is a predicted model, not a curated record. NCBI's taxonomy places the organism in Eukaryota, Metazoa, Chordata, Actinopteri, Cypriniformes, Cyprinidae. The transcript is spliced from 3 exons.